Molecule: messenger RNA, 831 nt
Organism: Fonsecaea nubica
Lineage: Eukaryota; Fungi; Ascomycota; Eurotiomycetes; Chaetothyriales; Herpotrichiellaceae
Exons: 1
Coding region: 1-831 (276 amino acids)
Biological process (GO): glutathione metabolic process
Molecular function (GO): glutathione transferase activity
Source: RefSeq, a predicted model, not a curated record
AUGGCCAGCUCCACACGCUCUUCCAAGCGCCAGAAAACCGGCGCCGAAACGGCAAGCGAGACGGGCGAUUCGCUGCCCUACAAGCUCAUUUACUGGCCCAGUAUUCCGGGCCGAGGCGAGCACAUCCGCCUUGCCUUUGAAGCGACCGGCACACCAUACAUCGACGUCGCCAACAAGACCGAUGCCGGCGUCAAUGCGGUCAUGGCUCAGAUCAGCGACAAGAACAUCGGAGACGACAACAACCCUCCUCCCUUGGCUCCACCGAUUCUGCAACACGGCGACGACAUCCUCCUGUCGCAGACACCCAAUAUCCUCGCCUACUUGGGUCCCAAGCUCGGUUUGGUGCCUGACGUCGCCGAGGACAGCGUCGGACUGUACCACGUCAACGCACUCACGUUGACGGCACUGGACGGCCUGUCCAAUGAACCACACGACGUCCACCACCCGAUCGCCAGCUCAGCCUACUACGAGGAACAGAAAGAAGAGGCUCUCAAGAAGGCGGCCGACUACCGCGCCGUCCGCCUGCCCAAGUUCCUCGGGUAUUUUGAGCGUGUCCUCUCCGGCCCCGCCUCGGGCGGAGGUGAGUGGCUGUACGGCGGCAAACUGACCUAUGCGGACUUGGUCCUCUUCCAGACCGUCGACGGCGUGAGUUACGCCUUCCCCAAGCGUGUGGGCAAAUUGAAGAGCAGUGGCAAGUACGACAAGGUGUUUGCCCUCUACGAACGGGUCAAGGCACUGGACAAGGUCAAGAGUUACCUGGAGAGUGAUAGGCGACUGAAGUACAGUAUGGGGAUUUACCGGCAUUACCCCGAAUUGGACGCCGAAGACUAG